Messenger RNA from Helianthus annuus (common sunflower), 1986 nucleotides. Its product is annotated as protein FAR1-RELATED SEQUENCE 5-like. Gene Ontology annotation, biological process: regulation of DNA-templated transcription. NCBI's taxonomy places the organism in Eukaryota, Viridiplantae, Streptophyta, Magnoliopsida, Asterales, Asteraceae. The transcript is spliced from 6 exons. The record is from RefSeq and is a predicted model, not a curated record. The coding region runs from base 1 to 1986 and encodes 661 amino acids.
AUGGACAUGGUAUUCUCAAGCCUCGAUGAUUGUAAUUCAAUGUAUGUUAAGUAUGCCAAGGAGUGUGGGUUUUCAGUCAGGAAAGGGACUACAAAGACAAAGUCUAAAGGUGUCUUACAUAUUAAGUAUUACUUGUGUACGAGAUCUGGGUUAUACAAGGACAAGAAGGUUGAUACGUUGGACCCCAAUCAAAAGGAGCGAGUAGUGCGAUCGAACUUUUCAAAGAGGACUGAUUGUGGUGCACUGUUAUGUGUACUUUUUGAGGCUGGAUCAUGGAAGGUGUAUAAGUUUGUCGAGGAGCACAAUCAUGAACUUGUUGAACGUCCCGAUAAGCAUUUUCUUCCAACUAAACAACACCUCACUCAGCUCCAGAACCAUGUUAUACACAGCAUGUGUAAGCUGAAUUUGGGUCCCGUCAAGGCGUUUAAUGUUAUGAAGACUUGUUUUGGCGGUUUUGAAGACGUGGGUGCAAACGAAGAGAAUCGUUUGAAGGGGCUUUUUUGGUAUGAGGAUCAAGACAAACGUAAUUACCACGUGUUUGGUGAUGUGAUUUCGUUUGACGCCACGUAUCAUUCCAAGAAAUACUCUAUGGUGUUUGUACCGUUCACUGGUAUAGACAAUCAUCACUAUCACUGCAAUGUUACAUUUGGUGCAUCAUUAUUGGCGCCAGAAACUGCUGAUACGUAUAUUUGGUUGUUGAGAGUUUUUCUAAAAGCUGUUGGUUCUCAACCAAAAGUUGUUGUCACUGACCAAGAUCCAGCAAUGAAGAAGGCUAUUUCUGUUGUAUUUGUUGACACGAGGUAUCGGUUAUGCAUGUGGCAUCUGAUACAUAAACUUUCUCUGAAGGUUGGUGUUAGGCUAUGCAAUUCCACCAAUUUUAAAGAACGUAUUUGGGGGGUUGUGUGGACGAAUAUUCUCACACCUGAAAAGUUUGAAUCAGAAUGGGAAGCGGUUAUCGCAGAGUUCAAUUUAGCAGAUAAUGACUGGCUAUCUGAUAUUUUUAUACUUAGGGAAUCUUGGAUUCUUGCAUACUAUAGAAUGGAGGAGAUGUCUGGUCUUAUGCGAACGACAUCGAGGUCGGAGAGUGAGAAUCAUUUUUUUGGUCAAGUGUGCAAUUCGAAAGCUACUCUUGUUGAGUUCAUGACGCAUUACGAGACUGCAAUAGAAGCUCAACGUCACACACACCAGAAAAAUGAUCAUGAAUCUCGAUACAAAAGACCCCAGUUGAAGAGUAGUUACCAAUUGUUGGAAGGGCAAGCUGUUGACAUAUACACAAAAAGUAUUUUUUGUGACGUUCAAGCUGAGUUUAUUGGAGUUGCGGAUUGCAUAAAUCAACGAGACGAAGAUCAGCCUGAUGAGUUUGUUAAGUUUUACAUAAAUGACUUUCAACAGCCUUACAAACAUUCUAUGCAUGGCGUUAUAGAGAUAUUGUUUUUGGGGUUUUUCAGGGAAUUUCCAAAACAAUACAUUCUGAAUAGAUGGCGCAAAGAGCCUUCCCCAAACUGCUCUCCUGAAUACUCAAUUAGUCGUGAAUAUAUGACUAAACUUGAUCCUGAUGUGCAAAGUAUGAUGCGAGAUAUUAUUUUUUCAACGGAAUAUACUUUGAACCGUUUAUCUGGUAAUAGAGAGGAGCUAUCCUUAUACAAGGAUCAUGUUCAAUCUUAUAUGAAGAAGGUUCAAGAUAUGCAGAUUGUCGCUCCUCUUGCUAGUACUAGGGAUAGAUUUGCCGAGAUAACCGGUCGAUAUAAAAACGACAAGAAUCCGAUAAGAGUCCCUGUUGGGUAUAAAUCCAAAGGUUCUGGUUCUCGGAAGCGCUUGAAAUCAAAACAGGAGAUAACAAUCGACAAAAAGAAAUCAAAGUCGAAACCUAGGGCCAAAGAAAAACAGUGUCCGAACUGCAAAGGCUAUGGACACUAUGCAUCGACAUGCAAAGAGGCCGUAAUUAAAAGAAUAUCGACAAGGUCUUCGAGAGCUAGUGAAGAGUAG